AAUUCCUUUAGUUAAUUACAAUAAUAACAAUACCCCCAGGCAAUCCACAACUGCGCUGGAGUUGUCGCAAAAAUACGUCCACACAAAGUCACCAAUGGAAGGAGUCUGAAUUUGUCGUGCCUAGGUCAACUUCUUUGUAACAGUUCUUGUUUUUGUUACUGCGUGGAGCAAAAUGCCUGUGAAACACGUUCAUUUAUGAAAUCAUUGAGCUUUAAGUUAAUUUUUGAACUUAUUUUUAGUGUGAUUGAAUGAGUAUAACUUAAAGAAAUAGCUGCUCUGGUUCAACAUCAACUAGUCCCAACAUCACCCGAUUCGCAUACUUCUGCGACCAUUACAGCUCCGCGCCACGGGGCCCGCCAUGAACGGGCUGAGCCUGACCGAGCUAUGCUGCCUGUUCUGCUGCCCGCCGUGCCCGUCGCGGAUCGCGGCCAAGCUGGCCUUCCUGCCGCCCGAGGCCACGUACAGCUUGAUGGCCGACGAGACGGGCAACAAGCACAAGAUCAUUCUCACCGAGCGCGCCGACUGGCUCUACACCGACAAGGAGAAGGAGGCCAUGGAAGCGUUCUACACGCGCACGAGCAAGGGCAACCGCAUCGCCUGCAUGUACAUCAAGUGCUGCCCCAGCGCCAAGUACACGAUCCUGUUCUCUCACGGCAACGCCGUCGACCUGGGCCAGAUGAGUAGCUUCUACCUGGGCCUGGGCUCGCGCAUCAACUGCAACAUCUUCAGUUACGACUACUCGGGCUACGGCGACAGCACGGGCCGGCCGUCCGAGAAGAACCUGUACGCCGACAUUGAGGCGGCGUGGCAGGCGCUGCACGGCCGGUACGGCGUGUCGGCCGACUCGGUCAUCUUGUACGGCCAGAGCAUCGGCACCGUGCCCACCGUCGACCUGGCGGCGCGGCACGAGUUCGGCGGCGUCGUGCUGCACUCGCCGCUCAUGUCCGGCAUGCGCGUUGCCUUCAAGACGCAGCGCACCUGGUUCUUCGACGCCUUCCCCAGCAUCGACAAGGUGCCGAAGAUCAAGUCGCCAGUGUUGGUGAUACACGGCACCGAGGAUGAGGUGAUCGACUUCUCGCACGGUCUGGCCAUUCACGCCAAGUGCUCGAGGCCCGUGGAGCCGCUCUGGGUAGAGGGCGCCGGCCACAACGACAUCGAGGUGCACGGUCAGUACCUGGAGCGGCUGAAGAAGUUCGUGGCCGAAGACCUGCCCAACUGACGUCAGGCACCGGCGCGCGACGGCCGGCAACAACUGCCGUCCCGUGCGCCGGAGCCGCCGCCGUCGGAGCUCUCGGCCGCCGUCCCUCCCCCCGCGCAGGGCGGCGUAGUCUGUGAACGCUCUGUAAGCCCGAGUGCCUGCGCCUCGCUCGCCGAGAAGCUCCUGUGAAGACGUGCACCAGUACAAUCCGGCCGGGCCGCCGAGGCCGCCCGGACGGCGCGCGCGCGCGCGCGCGCCUCAUCACUGACCGCCGCCGGCGGACCGCGGUCGGAGCGGGCGGACCUGGCGCGCGCCGGCCGCCGGCUCCGUCUUUCCCAGCCGUAUUGGUUCUCGCACCGGGUGACUUGUGCGCAUCCACGUUGUUUUAUCACUUUCCAUUGGCUGUACAUGGGUGCCAGACGGCUGCGCAGCGCGGCGACUGGCGGCGGAGGACGACACUUUCAGUGCCGCGGCCGGCCGCUGGGUGGCCGCGGAUGUGCGAGUGACGGUCUGUGGAUGCGACUGCUGCUGAUCUCACUACGGGCCCGGUGGGUGAGUCGACGGGAAGCGCCAGCCUUGCCAGCGAGAGCGAGAGAGAGGGAGAGGUGCCCGGCCCUGGUGGCGCGAUGGACGGUAACGUCAGAGCCUUUGGUGUACAGUGGAUGGGAAUUGCCGGGGGCUGGUCGGCGCGCCGCCUGUGGCGGCGCUGCGGACGGCCCUAUUUUCAAACCGUGUCUUUAUACCUCGUAGUACAGUCUAUUGUGUACUCUAAGUUAGCGGUAUAGAAUUUGGACCUAGUUUUGUUUCGGCUCUAGCCGCCUGCGUCGGGCCGGCCUGGCCUGGUCGGCAUGCAAUCCAGCCUGCCUUGAGAACUGCGUGACACGCCCGCUCCGAUUUGAGGCCAAAGAUCGGGCGCUUUGUCUCAUCCGGACCCCCGAGGUAUGGUGUUCGAUGCAUUCUUAUUUAGUGCACAUCGAAUAUUGGGUGAUUGUCUCUGGUUCGGUGUGAGAGAUGUGACGUCAUCUCGGCGAGCGUGCAAGUUGUCGGCCAACCGUUCCCGCUCCACGUCUGCUGUAUUUUUGUCCCCCCCCCCCCCCCCACACAUGAUCGUCAAAUCCCUAGAAUGUUGAAACUGCCUGAUUUGUCCGAAUGCAUCCAAUACAUUACUGUCAUAUC
Pollicipes pollicipes is the source of this 2374-nucleotide messenger RNA. RefSeq names its product alpha/beta hydrolase domain-containing protein 17B. The record is from RefSeq and is a predicted model, not a curated record. The transcript has 6 exons. Gene Ontology annotation, cellular component: endosome membrane; plasma membrane. Gene Ontology annotation, biological process: protein depalmitoylation. Bases 359 to 1219 code for a protein of 286 amino acids. Gene Ontology annotation, molecular function: palmitoyl-(protein) hydrolase activity. NCBI's taxonomy places the organism in Eukaryota, Metazoa, Arthropoda, Thecostraca, Pollicipedomorpha, Pollicipedidae.